ACCUACUUGUUUAAAAAAGUAAAAAUGUUUUUUUGAUAUUGGUUUUAUUACUCUACUUUGCUGCCUGAAUAUCACUUCCCCAUUCUCCCUGUAUCUGUCUCUCUCUCUCUUUAGUCUUCUCUGUUUGACUCUUUCUUUCCAAUCCCCCUUCUAUCUCUAUCCGUACAGUUCAAGAUGGUGCGGUCUAUCAGAGAAGAAUGUAGUCAGCUAAGCACCAUACAAGACCUUAAGGACACUGGCUUCGGCCAUCCUCCCCCACGACAUGGACURAAGCUCCUCUUCUGGUUUGCCAAUGACUGCGUGGAGUUCAAUCAACACGGCAACAUGCUGUUACAGUGCAAUCCUGAGAGAGGGGACUUCGGCUUCCACUACUUUGGCAACUUUGAGAAGAUUCUCCCGGUCCUAUUGCGAGACUGCAAGGACCGCAGGGAAAGCUACUUCGAGGUGGGCAACCUGAACACAGAGACCUAUCCCGAAGCCAAGGACCUACCGGACUACGUGAGACAGGACUAUGGGCUUUCCCUGGACUACCGGAGCCAAUGCAACAAGGACCGCAUCAUCAUCAGGCUGAUGCAGGGGGACGUGCAGGGGGACGUGAUGGCCACCUAUGUCACCGAGCACAAGGAGGGCGGCGGCCGGGGGGAGUUUGACGCCGAACGCACCCACCUUGUAAAUCCCGAUUUCAUACAGAUGAUUCAGGAUCCUGAGCUGGGGCUUGCGAAAUUCCUGGACCAGACGCAAAAAUCGGAUGUCAUCUCGUGGGAGUUUGACUCCGAACCCUCAAAACGAUCUCGUCCAGACCAGACAACUUGGGACAAUUUGGUCCGCACCCCUUUGGAUCCGGAGCAGGACGCGACCACGUCCCAGUCGGGACUAUCGCUGAGAAAACGGUGUACCAGAUCCUGCAAAGUCUUUAGCGUCAUCCUAGUGGUUUCCCUGGUCAUCACUUUGACCGUUUUGGCCAUUUUAGGGAAGUUGUAGAGAUAGUAGUCAUUGUAGGCCUUAUGCUGCUGUUUGUUCAUCAGGGUUGGGGCCAGGAAGUAAACUGAAAUUCAAAUGGACAUUUUUCUUAGCGGAAAAGCUUUGAGAAAUUACUAAAUUGAAAUGGACCCCAACCCUGAGGUCCAUAGAUCAUUUCUCAGGGGUAAAUGAAAUAGUUUUAUUUAUUUUUUGUCGGCUAAAUGACUAAAAUGUGAAAUGUACUGUUAAGUUUUUUAAUAUUUUUUUUAAUCAAUAAGAUAUUAUCAGAUUUUUUAUGUGACGAUUUAGAAUCAUAUACAAAGAAGACAAGUUUAAUAAUUUGUCCUUACUUAAACUCUGUGAUACAUUUCUGUUCUUAAUACCAUAGGGAACAGAAACCUCUCUAACACGCACACACACACACACUGUCACGCCCUGACCUUAGAGAACCUUUUAUUUCUCUAU
Molecule: messenger RNA, 1425 nt
Organism: Salvelinus sp. IW2-2015
Lineage: Eukaryota; Metazoa; Chordata; Actinopteri; Salmoniformes; Salmonidae
Source: RefSeq, a predicted model, not a curated record